This is a messenger RNA of Melanaphis sacchari, 1151 nucleotides long. RefSeq names its product ubiquitin-like-conjugating enzyme ATG10 (gene Atg10). Lineage: Eukaryota; Metazoa; Arthropoda; Insecta; Hemiptera; Aphididae. The coding region runs from base 381 to 965 and encodes 194 amino acids. Gene Ontology annotation, cellular component: intracellular anatomical structure. Gene Ontology annotation, molecular function: Atg12 transferase activity. The record is from RefSeq and is a predicted model, not a curated record. Gene Ontology annotation, biological process: protein modification by small protein conjugation; protein lipidation; macroautophagy. The transcript is spliced from 6 exons.
UGUUAUCAGCAUCUGUGAUAUCGUCCGAGUACAACUGUGUACCGUCGUCGACCGACGAUAAAUUAAAAUAACCGUAGACCCGAGAUCAUGGCUUUGAUAGUUUGAUGUUUGAUAGUUUGAUGCGAUGUUUUAGAAUUCGUCGUAGCUUUCGAUUAUCAGGUUUUUUUUAUACUUCGAGACGCGUUCUUAUUGAAAAAACUUGACGACAACAGUCGCAACGAUUGAUUGUUCUCGAGGAGUAUUGAACCAGCCCGUCUGACCAUAGCAGUCGAAACCUAACCAAGUGUUACGGACUUACGUCUGUCUGCUUCAUAGCUCCUAUAAAAGUCAUUGAAUUGGCACGAUCGACUCGUUUUUUUGUUUUUGUAGGUACGCUAGUCAUGAGCAUGACAUACCAACAAUUUGUCGAGUACGCUACAGAUUUUAAAAAACAUUCGGACUCUAUAGACGACGGUUGGAAUUUGUGUCAAUACCGAUGCCCUAUGAAUGAAAGUCACGUCGAAUAUCUAGUAAAAAAGGAGAUUCAAAAAAUGAAUAAAUCUUCGUUGAAAUCUGAUCAUUCAGAUUCUCAUACAGAGGACAAUAUUCCAGUUGUAUGUGAGUAUCACGUAUUGUACAAUCCAAGUUAUUCAUGUCCAGAUGUGUUCUUUAAUAUGUGGUAUACUGAUGGAAAGUUACUUUCAUUAGAACAAGUCUGGUCACUGGUUCAUUAUUUUUUAAAAGAAAAUGUAGUUCGUGACAAGUGGAAUGCUAUAACUCAAGAGAUACAUCCGUUUUCAAAUACGCCAUUUUUCAGAUUACAUCCUUGUAAGAAUACUCAUGUUUUGGAAAUGUUAGGUUUUUCUUCAGAAAACAACUAUGAAUUUAAUCCCCUAAUAGCAUGGUUAAGUACUAUAAGUCCUCUCAUCGGUUUGAAGAUACAUCUAUCAUAUGGAAACAAAGACUCAAAAGUUGAAUUUACAUAAUUUGUGUUUUUCUUGAUUUUUUUUUUUUUUUUUGAAUUGUAUGUUUUAUUAUUAUUUUAAUGAUUAUCAAUGAAAUAUUAAAUUUUUUUAUACCAAAUUAAUUUAGACUGAAUGCUAAAUAUUGGUGUGAUUAAGAAAGCUCAGGAAAAAUUUGAUCCAAUACAUGAUACAAAAUGUGUACUAUGA